AUGUCGCUGCCCGCUUACCGACACCUCUGGCGCGCGGCGCGAAUCGCAUUCAAGGGCGAUGACCGAGUCCUCACAGCAGCGCAACAGCAGAUACGGCAAGGUUUUAGAGAUCAAGCAACACUCAAGCCGACAGACCCUUCCUACAGCUCCGCCAUCCAGAAAGCUGAAGAUAUUGCUAAGAUCCUAAGAGAAAAUGUAGUUCAGGGAAAGCAGGAUGAUUCUCGUGUCUUCAAGUUGCGCAUUCAUGAGGACACCGAACGUGGAGACAACGACUCGAUUAAGAUGGCCGGUGGCGGGUCGGCAACAAUGGGCGGGUGUGGCUGCAGUUGA
Molecule: messenger RNA, 330 nt
Organism: Colletotrichum abscissum
Lineage: Eukaryota; Fungi; Ascomycota; Sordariomycetes; Glomerellales; Glomerellaceae
Exons: 3
Coding region: 1-330 (109 amino acids)
Biological process (GO): mitochondrial respiratory chain complex III assembly
Cellular component (GO): mitochondrial matrix
Molecular function (GO): protein folding chaperone
Source: RefSeq, a predicted model, not a curated record